AUGGCUAAAGAUAGAGAAGAACAAAGCAAUGAGAAACCUUCAUACUUCAAGAAUAUGUCAUUCCCGUUCAAUACCAUUUUCUUGAUCUCAAACGCAAUCUUCCUCGUCACAUCCACUUUCUGGUUUAUCACCGUCGUAAUGUUACAUUACAGAACCGAUGAGUGUAACCGGUUCGUCACAGCCCCAGGAAUCUUCGUAAGCUUCUCAUUUCUCGUCAUGGCCCUCACUGGAUUAUGCGCAUCUUACUUCAAAUCGGAUUGUCUCUUCCGAAUUCACUUCUUUAUCUUCUUCUUGUGGAUGUUCGUGGUCGUGGCCAAAGCCGUCUUUUUCAUUUUUCUAGAAAAAGAGAUCAAUCCUAGGUUGUUUCCUGGUACCAAGAUCCAAGAAUAUAGGUUCGAGGAUUACUCAGGAUGGGUUCGUAGAUUGGUCGUCAAAGACGAUGAAUGGUACCGUACUAGGAGAUGUCUUGUUAAGGACCAUGUUUGUAACGAGUUAAACCAAAACAUGACAGCUUCUCAGUUUUACCAGAUGAAUCUAACUCCUAUACAGUCGGGUUGCUGCAAGCCACCACUUUCAUGUGGAUAUAAGUACGAGCAACCAACUAUUUGGACAGGUUUAAGAUAUUAUAACAAUUUAGAAGAUGAUUGCAAGAGAUGGAACAAUUCUGCUGAUACGUUAUGCUUGGAUUGCGAUUCGUGUAAGGCUGUGAUUAUUGCAGAUUUACAACAUAAUUCAUUUUCAGUCACAAUGAACGUUCUUCAUGUUAUCUUUAGUCUAUCCAUAGGAAUCACCGGUUGGUUUUCCUGGUUAAGGAUCCUUGGAGAAACUCAGAAAUAG
This is a messenger RNA of Capsella rubella, 837 nucleotides long. RefSeq names its product tetraspanin-13. The transcript has 2 exons. Lineage: Eukaryota; Viridiplantae; Streptophyta; Magnoliopsida; Brassicales; Brassicaceae. The record is from RefSeq and is a predicted model, not a curated record. Gene Ontology annotation, cellular component: plasmodesma; plasma membrane. The coding region runs from base 1 to 837 and encodes 278 amino acids. Gene Ontology annotation, biological process: auxin-activated signaling pathway.